AUGGUGGAAUCUGCGGAAAGAGAAAUUGCUUCUUUGUUGGCGGUGUUGUCAUUCUCAGAAGAUGAAACCGAAAAAUGCCCUUUAGGAAUCUUUGCACGCUCUUUACGAAGCCUUCUACAAGAAAAAGGAGGCGAUGCUCUUACACUUUGUGAUACAAUUGCGGUGGAAUCUAUGGAAUUAUUAAAGGAGGAGGAGCGAAUUAUUGCAACAAAAAAAAUGAUCUCCCUUACUUAUGACAAGCUAAAGGCUGAAGUUGCCAGACUUGAGGCACAGAUGCGAGAGCAGGAAAGUCGUCUUAAAGAAGUUACCCAACAAAGGAAAAUGUGUAGAUUGGCACUAAAUGCAUUGGUUGCCGGGGACGUCCCUCGUUAUGUAGAUGCCAAAGCUGCGGCUGAAGUCCCUCCAGUUGAACCCCUGGUCAUCAUUGCAGACGGUAGUGAUGAGAACCUCAAGGGCCAUGAUGAGGCAACUACACUUUCCGAAGUAGCUCCCGUAGUACACUUCUCGAAGAAUACCGUCCUUUUGAAAUCCCCUACCGCGACAUCAUCCAGAGUGAUAGGGAAAGGCGCGAACAGGUGUUGGGCACCGGAGAUGAAUCAAACUGGUACUCGGGGACAGGGCGGAACAGGUUUUCAAUCACCCAGUCUGCCUUCCUCAGCCGUAAACUCUACAAGCUUGCUGGUAACUCUGCGUCUUCCUGAACUGAAGGAAACUUCUUUAUUGCAUGCCAUCGAGUCCUUCGAACUGCAAACCUUUACACAAGGCGAUGACUGGAUUUCUACAGAGAGGUACCCAGAUAUUUGUGCGCUACUUCUUGAUUUGCUGAAGAAUUUACCAGAAUCGCGGCCGCCGGUACAGCUUGCGGAGCUGCGUUUACUUGAAAAGGUCUUUCAAACGGCACCUACAAGUAACGAACUACACAACCAAAACCUACUGGGAAUGCUGGAAGCUCUCUUGACAAAGGGGCGUACGAUUUUUGUUCUUAUUAGUCUUCUGAACAGCGUCAAUGACGAUGUAAAAUGCGCUGCACUUGAGUGUCUAUCGUCUUUUGUAUGCGGAACAUACCCUUUUUUAACAGCCGGCUUUGUAGAAAGUGUUGGAUUGUGCCAGCACGCCCGGCGCGAGUUUUUAGACUCUGAUGGGUUAAAGCUUCUUAUCCACAUCGUGACUCUAAGUUCCUCGGAAGCGGUGAUGGAAUGUGCGCUACUCUUUCUUUGGGGUCUUCUCUCUAAAGAUGACAGAACGGACAGCAACCACUUGGAGAGGAGGCCCGUCUGUUCAAGCGUAAUUGCUCUCGGAGGUCUUUCCGCCGUGUUGGAUUUGUUGUUUACUGACUCUUUGAUUAUCCUUGAGAAUGUCUGCAUGGUGAUAGGCUACCUUACGCGCGAUAAUGCUUCCAAAAAAGAAAUACGGGAAACUGGAGGUCUUGAAAAGCUAAUUUCGACACUCCGCCAUUUCUCAACCUCGAUUAAGGCAAAGAUAGCUGGAGCUAUCUGGAAUUGUGCGUCCGAUGAAGAUAAUCGGAAUAGUUUGCAUAAUCUUGGGGGAAUCCCGGCGCUUCUGGGGCUUUUUGUGUUGAAUAGCUCCGAGCGUGAUGGAACUGCCGCACAGGAAUUUCUUUUCGAAAAUGUUGCUGGAGCGCUUUGGAACCUCAGCGUGGAUAGCGAAAGCAAAAAGCAAAUUGUGGCCUACGGAGGGAUUCCUCUUUUAAUAGAGGUCCUGACAGCCUCUAGUAGUCUGCCCGUUCUCGAGAACAUCACUGGUACACUAUGGAAUUGCUCAUCGUCAGUAGAGGUUCGCUCUGAAAUAUUCAAGUUUGGCGGUAUCCCUCCCCUUUUAUCCCUACUGAAUGUUUGGAAGACGGACGCAUCGGACUCAACAGUUUCUCAUAAGCCUACACUGGCUGCAAAAACGAUUCUUAGUGAGAAAGUUUUCGAUAAUGUCUCCGGAACACUGCGCAAUUGUGUUCUGGAGGAUCGAUUUAAGCCUCUUAUUUGUGAAUCUGGAGGGAUAAGGUUGCUACUUCACCAUAUCCAAAGAGCUACAUUGGAUGCCGAGGAUACCUUAAGAGUGUCGCUGCCCAUCAGCACUGUUGAGAAAAUGGUCGCAACGCUUUGGGUUUUGACGACUUUGCCGGAUAGCAAGAUCGAAGUGGCUCAUAACGGGGGAAUCGAAAUGCUUGUAAAAGUUCUGGAAUCAUCGUCACCGGUUUUAGCUGCUGUACAAAAGUUUCCUGACAAGGGAGGAUCUUUAUUCUCUUUGAUCAAACCCCGUGAAAGAGAGCAUCUUGAGUCUCCUAGUGACUUUUUUGAGGCAUUUUUCUCCCCCGAUGUGUUGCAGAAAAUUCCAUCCCUGUCUCCCAUUGUUCCACUAAGUAUGGGCAUCCGAGAGAUGAUUGUCGGCGUGCUGCGGAACUGUAGUACCGUUUUAGAAAAUCGAAAGAGGUUAGUUAAUUGUGGUGCGGUUCGCUGCCUUAUUUCGGUAGUGCUAGAUUGCUAUUCGUCGAAAAUGGUAUUUACCAAUCAGAGUGUCCGACACAAAAAUGUCAGCCGAGAAAAGGAGCCAUCUAUGCAUCUGAAGGAAUGUGUUUCUUCUGCGAUUCGGUAUCUUUCGCGUGAAGAUAAGGUAGUGUUGCGAGAGCAAGGUGGCUUAGAGCUGAUGUGCAUGCUUCUGCUGACCCCCCUCGAGCCGGGCACUGUGCUUGAGCAGGCCGUUGGUGCCAUUUCUUCACUCACGAGUAGUAAUUUGGAAAAUAAAGAAGCCAUUCGUCAGUAUGGAGGUCUUCAUGCCUUGGUUCAAAUGAUCUCUAAUUUAAACUCAUCGGAAUGCUUUUCCGAAAAAAAAACGCCUGGUAAAGAUACUAAAAUGGGUGUUAGUAAUCGCAAUGACUUUCUUUAUAAUGCUUUACUCACUAUUCGCAAUGUGACGCUUUCAAACAAGAAAAAUAUGAAGUACUGCGGUGAGGCGAUCGUUACUGGUAAAGAUGGCUUUGGGGACGUACUGCUUCAUACCCUACAGCACGGCUCUGAGGAAUGCGCUCGAGAGGUUGCUAUGAUAGUAAGGAACUUGUGCACUUUGCCAGGCAUGGUGGGAUGGUUUGAGUGUCAUGACGUUAGCGCGAUUUUGAACCAAUUGUCUGAAAGUGUUUCCUCAGAUUCCGUUCGGCGAGCAAUCAACAAUGCUAAGCACACGAUUUUUCAAACAUUACAAUAA
Molecule: messenger RNA, 3213 nt
Organism: Phytomonas sp. Hart1
Lineage: Eukaryota; Euglenozoa; Kinetoplastea; Trypanosomatida; Trypanosomatidae
Source: the annotation of a GenBank genome assembly